Messenger RNA from Fonsecaea multimorphosa CBS 102226, 1794 nucleotides. RefSeq lists its product as uncharacterized. NCBI's taxonomy places the organism in Eukaryota, Fungi, Ascomycota, Eurotiomycetes, Chaetothyriales, Herpotrichiellaceae. The record is from RefSeq and is a predicted model, not a curated record. Bases 1 to 1794 code for a protein of 597 amino acids. Gene Ontology annotation, molecular function: dipeptidyl-peptidase activity. The transcript is spliced from 6 exons.
AUGGCUUCAUCCAAAGAGAUAUUUUCUGUUGGGGGCAUAGAAGUCGCACAAAAGAAGAUCACGUCUAUCGACGAUCCUCAUGCGAACUAUAACGGCCUAAAUCCAUCGUCGACCACAUUGCCCAAGGGCUACAAGAAGGAUCCUUCUCGUCGUGGCUUUGAAGUCGCAACGAUCUGGGAUCGCGAUGUUGAGGUGCCGAUGAGAGAUGGGAUCAUCCUUCGCGCCGAUGUCUUUCGGCCUGCAGAUGUCAACGAGAAGGUCCCCGCUUUGAUUGCUUGGGGUCCGUACGGGAAGUCUGGAACAGGCUUUCUAGGGUUAGAUCUGGUUCCAGGCCGAGUUGGAAUUCCAAAGAGCAUGCUUUCCGGAUUAGAGUCCUUCGAGGCGCCGGAUCCUGCCGAGUGGACUGCACACGGCUACGCUAUAGUCAAUAUCGAUGCCAGGGGCAGCUUCAAAUCUGAAGGAAAUCACAGGUGGAACGGAACUGCCGAGGGGAGGGAUGGCCAUGAUGCCGUCGAGUUCAUAGCAAGCUUGCCGUGGUGCAAUGGCCAUGUAGCUUUGAUCGGUGUCUCUUGGCUGGCAAUGGCUCAGUGGUACAUCGCGGCAGAGAGACCUCCUCAUCUGAGCUGCAUUUUGCCACUGGAAGGCUUGAGCGACAUGUAUCGCGAAUCCCUCUGUCGCGGAGGAGUUCCGUAUCUGCCAUUUUGGCACUUUUUGAGAGACCAUGGCCUAUAUGGUGAAAACCUGCAGGAGGAUCCAAUUGCCAUGCUGGCCAAGUAUCCGCUCAUGAAUGCAUACUGGGAGGACAAGCGGGCGAAAGUGGAACUGAUCAACGUGCCUGCGUACAUACUUACCAGCAUGUCGACUGGGCUGCACACUGUUGGCUCAAUCAGGGGAUUUGAAGACAUACCACACGAUAAGAAAUGGCUCCGCUUGCAUCCAACCCACGAAUGGCACGACUUGUACCAGCAGGAGACCACUGAUGAUUUGAAGAAGUUCCUAGACCUCUACACCAAAGGUAUCAAGAAUAACUGGGAGGAGACUCCAAAGGCUCGAAUCUCGGUAAUCCGCUAUGAUCAGCCCCCGAUCGUAAACAUCCCUUUCUCGACCUGGCCGAUCCCUCAGACUCAGUACAAGACACUAUGGCUCUCAGGAGAACAGGCCUUGAAAGAAAUGCCGGGGAUUGCUGAAUCGGGCAAAGUCUCGUAUCAAUCAGACCUCACAGCUCAGCAGAUUGACAACGACCCUGAAUUCGUCGAGUUCGUCUACUCUUUCACCGAAAGAUCUACCCUCAUCGGUCCGGCGAGGGCGGUGAUAUACAUGUCAUGUGCUGACCACGAUGACAUGGACGUCUUCGUGAUCAUUCGCAAAGCCGACCGACAUGGAAAGGUCCUGCAAAACAUCAACGUCCCCUUGAACGCGCUUGGUUUCGCGUCCGAGGAAGAGGUUGAAGAUAUAAACAGCCUGAAAUAUAUUGGACCGUCUGGCAUUUUGAGGGCAAGCCAUCGUGCGAUCGAUCCGAAACUAUCCAAGCCUCAUUGGCCUGCCCAUGAUCACACGCAAGAGCGGAAGAUCCCUCCAGGUCAUAUUGUGAAGCUGGAAAUCGGAAUAUGGCCUGCAGCGAUUCAAUUUGAGGCCGGUGAAAAGCUGGUAUUCAGGGUCGCAGGUCAUCAGAUGACACUGGCAGAAUUCACUCCGCUGCGUGGGCAAUUCCACACAGGAAACAAGGGGAAGCAUAUUUUGCACUUUGGCGGUCAAUAUGAUAGUCACAUAGUUGUGCCUUUCGUUCCGAUAUGA